Molecule: messenger RNA, 1910 nt
Organism: Larimichthys crocea (large yellow croaker)
Lineage: Eukaryota; Metazoa; Chordata; Actinopteri; Sciaenidae
Product: magnesium transporter NIPA2
Exons: 6
Coding region: 125-1201 (358 amino acids)
Biological process (GO): magnesium ion transport
Cellular component (GO): membrane
Molecular function (GO): magnesium ion transmembrane transporter activity
Source: RefSeq, a predicted model, not a curated record
CGAACAGCCUCCGCCCAAUUUACUGGGCGGUAACCAGGAAGUCCCGGGUUGACGCCAACCAACCAGUUGCUUCACUUCCUAAAGUCAUUUUGCAACGACGAAUGGGGUUGACGUGACAACAGAGAUGGAAGUGAACCGCUUGGACUUUUACAUCGGUCUCUCUCUGGCUGUGAGCUCCAGCGCUUUCAUCGGCGGAAGUUUCAUCCUGAAGAAGAAAGGCCUGCUGCGAUUGGCCAGCAAGGGAUCAAUGAGAGCAGGUCAAGGGGGGUAUGCUUACCUGAAAGAAUGGCUCUGGUGGGCAGGACUGAUUUCAAUGGGAGCUGGAGAAGCUGCUAACUUUGCUGCAUAUGCAUUUGCACCGGCCACACUGGUGACUCCUCUUGGAGCACUGAGUGUACUUGUAAGUGCCGUACUCUCCUCUUACUUCCUGAAUGAGAGGUUGAAUGUUCAUGGGAAGGUUGGUUGUUUGCUGUGCGUCCUGGGCUCCACAGUGAUGGUGAUCCAUGCACCACAGGAAGAGGAGGUCGCUUCCCUCAGUGCCAUGGCUGAGAAGCUCAAAGACCCAGGUUUCAUUGUGUUUGCUGUGUGCGUUGUUGGAAGCAGCCUGGUUCUUAUCUUUGCUGUGGCUCCGCGGUUUGGACAGAAGAAUGUGCUGGUCUACAUCCUGAUCUGCUCUGUGAUUGGCUCCCUCUCUGUGUCUUGUGUCAAGGGCCUGGGAAUUGGCAUUAAGGAGCUGUUUGCUGGGACAGCGGUGCUGAAGGAACCCCUGUUCUGGUCGUUAGUCAUCUGCCUGGUAAUCUGCGUCAGCGUUCAAAUCAGCUACCUAAACAAAGCCCUCGACAUCUUUAACACCUCCAUAGUCACUCCCAUCUACUACGUCUUCUUCACCACCUCUGUCAUGGCCUGCUCAGCCAUCCUCUUUAAGGAAUGGUUGAGUAUGACCACUGAUGGAAUAGUGGGAACAAUUAGUGGGUUUCUCACCAUCAUUUUGGGAAUCUUCCUCCUCCAUGCCUUCAAAGACAUUACAUUUAGUGGGGACUCCCUGCCACUGUACCUGAGGAAGGGUCCUCAGGGCUUUCCAUGGGGGCCCCAGCCUUACGUGGCUCUUCCAAGCCAUGACACACAAGCAGAGGAUGAGAUGAAGCUGCCCAGAGAAGGAGGCUCAAAGGGGGCGCGGGGUACACACCAGAGAGCUCCUUAAGGGGAACCGAUAUGUCUUACAGUGUCAGUACUAUAGAGAAAUUGCUUAUUCGGCUUCAAUUCUGAAGCUUGAAUGCAAAUUACAAUAUUACAAUGUGACAAGUUAGUUUACUUAAUUUAAAUUUCAAGGCUCUCCUAAACAAAGCAAUAUGCACUGGAUGAACAAAGUCGCCUAAAGUAAGCAUAAUGUUCCUGCCAGCACACUGGGUUUCAUUUAAAUGUGUACGCUCUUUUUGUGAAUUAUGUUUCAGCCACAUCUUUGCUUUGGUUAAACAAAACACAGGACAGAAUUAUCUGUAGUAUAAUUUAUAUCAAUGUGAAUGUCCGUUGCACUGCUGUUACAUUUCUUUUUUAGUAUAUAAAGUUUAAAAAAAAUAAUUGAAAGCUUUACAGUGCCUUCUGAAGACUAACUUUAUUCAUAAUUUUGCACUUUUAACCUUAGCAUAUAUGUACAUAUGUAUGGUUUUAUGACUACUGAAGGCAAAAAACCUGAUUUGCCCUAAAUGCCAUUCAAUCAUCUGUUGUAAAAAAAACACAUUUAAAUAACUCCUUUCUGUAAUACCUCAGUAUUGAAUACAAAUGCACCAAAGAAUGUAAUUUCCCUGUAUACAUGAUGUGCCAAAAAACAUGUGCCAACCUGUAACAUGUCUGUAAUUGUCAUUUUGUGAGUUUGAUGAUGCUGAUUAAAACAUAACUACAACAGUACUUGA